GAAACUGCAAAAGUUAUAAUUUGAUUGAUAAUUUAAUUACCAAUUACCAAUUACCACAGCUCGGCAAGAAUAUGGCGGACGAAAGCAUUACUCGAAUGAACCUGUCAGCUAUUAAGAAAAUAGAUCCAUACGCCAAGGAAAUCGUCGACUCGUCGUCGCACGUCGCGUUCUACACCUUUAACUCGGAACAAAAUGAAUGGGAGAAGACCGACGUCGAGGGAGCUUUCUUCAUAUAUCACCGCAACGCCGAGCCCUUUCACAGCAUUUUCAUCAAUAACAGGCUAAAUACAACUUCUUUUGUGGAGCCAAUCACUGGGAGUCUUGAGCUGCAGUCGCAGCCCCCGUUCCUCCUCUACCGCAACGAACGCUCCCGCAUCCGGGGAUUUUGGUUUUACAACAGUGAAGAGUGCGACCGCAUGAAUGGUGUUGUGAACAGCUUACUGCAGAAUAAAGAAUCCAACGGACUGGUGGCGAAUCCUAAUGCUGCUCCCACGUUUGUGAUUCCAAAACACGACAAUGCUAGCAUAUUUAAUAUGCUGAGCAAAGCCCAAAAGGAGUACAACGCACAGUGCAACAACCAGUCCAAGUCAAUGCAACCGGAAAAUGUGACCCCCGGGAAUGUUCUCAAGUUCUUUGAAUCGGCUAAGCAAGCAACAGCAGAGUCGGGUACAGUACAGUACAAUCGGGUACAGCCGCUUUCAGUGGAUCAAUUGGAGAAGCAACAGCGCGCAGCAACGCCCAAUGAAGGCUUAAUUCCGACCAGAGAAGCCCCUUCCGAUUGCAGGCUAUCACCUUUUCAGAAGCCGUCGUUGAACGCUCAGCCCUUACCACUGCUCAGUGAAUUGAAAAUCGGAUCUCCAUUAAUGGCCAACGAAGACGCUGGCAACUGCCUCAGGCGCUUGCUGGUGGGAGACCAGCCUGAAGCAAAGCCGGCCCUAAUGCCUCCUUCCAUGUUCGAUGCACCCAAUGGCAACCCGGAGCCCGUGCAGCCAUUAAGCUCAUCACGAUUUGUGCAGGCCUUCACUUAUCUUAUCCAAAACGAUAAGGAGUUUGUUAAUAAGUUGCACAGAGCAUAUUUGAAAUUUGAUGAAGAUUCUUAUUAAAACAUAAAUACAUAUGUAUGAUUUA
Drosophila persimilis is the source of this 1128-nucleotide messenger RNA. It is a transcript of the gene DCP1, whose product is annotated as mRNA-decapping enzyme 1B. NCBI's taxonomy places the organism in Eukaryota, Metazoa, Arthropoda, Insecta, Diptera, Drosophilidae. Gene Ontology annotation, biological process: deadenylation-dependent decapping of nuclear-transcribed mRNA; positive regulation of catalytic activity; deadenylation-independent decapping of nuclear-transcribed mRNA. The record is from RefSeq and is a predicted model, not a curated record. The transcript has a single exon. Gene Ontology annotation, cellular component: P-body. Gene Ontology annotation, molecular function: mRNA binding; enzyme activator activity. The coding region runs from base 72 to 1103 and encodes 343 amino acids.